AUGCGUUCGUUCGCUGUUGCUGCCCUACUUGGGUUUGCGGCUGCUCAGAGUAGUGCGUCGAAUGCCACUUUGAGUACUACGCGUCUUUCUUCUGCGUCUUCCACGCCCCUCACGACCAGUUCGGUUACUUUGUCAGGUCCCAAAUCCGUCAUCACUGUCGCCACCGAUGGCUCAGGAGACUACACCGCUAUCAACGCAGCCGUAAAGGCAGCCCAGGAUAGCAGCAUCGCCACAGUCUCGGUUCUGCCUGGUACCUACUCCGAGUCCGUCACUGUCCAGGGACAAGCCACCGUAACGAUCGUCGGACCUACUCCCACAAAUGUCGAUGAUUGGUCUGAGAACAAGGUCACGAUCGCUGCUACCGACACUCCUUUCAAAGUCGGCACCGACAAGGCUAAGGGUGUCACUGUACGUAACAUCAACAUCGUCAACUCUGCCGCGGUAUCUGCAGGAGCCAAUGCAGUUGUUCUCUCCCUCAGGGGAAGCAACAUUGCAUUCUAUGGAUGCUCAAUUAUCUCACCGGGUGGCACCGCAAUUUCAGCUAGCUACGGAACAGCCUUUUUCGCCAAUUCAUACAUUGAGGGCUCGAAUUAUCUCUUCUACAACUACCCAACCAUCUAUCUCUACAAAUCUACAAUCGUUCCCCUCAGUUCGGGUGCCCUUAUUGUAUACAGCAAGGGUGGACAGCCUACUGGUGGCAACUUUGCCAACUCCACGGUUGUCUUCGAUUCAAGCUCGAUCCAGCAGAAGUCAGGAUACGCCAACAACAAUGUAUGGCUAGCGGCACCCAACGCUGCUGGUGCUGUGGCAAUCUACAGAAACACUGCUUUGGGAAGCCUGAUUGCUCCUGCUGGUAUUCACAGCACAGCAGCUACCAUCUCAUCUUUCUAUGGAGAGUUUGCUACGACCGGUGCCGGAUCUUACAGCAAGAAUGCCGCUGCUCGUGCCAACUACGACGUUCUUCUCUCGGCCGAUCAGGUCUCUCAGUUCACUGUCGACAAGGUCUUUGGCAAUGCGUUCUACCCCUACGCUAGCUCUUCGCUGACAUGGAUUGAUCAAGAUGUUGUAGCAUCCUUGAAAGCAUCGAACGAUGCUCAGCUUGCCUCCGCUUCGUCUGCUGCAUCGACGGCUUCGUCUACAGUCUCUUCAUCAGCUUCGUCGGCAGUUUCGUCGACGGCUUCGUUGUCCAUCUCUGCCAGCUCCAGCCUCCUUUCGAACGCUACUACUACCGCUUCAAUGACGUCUAGCGCAACCCCAGCAGCAUCGACUUGCUCCAUCACGGCAGCGUCCCCGACUCUCGUAGUCUCCAAGAUGCCAGGCCCAUGCGAGUUCGCGAAUGUCACAUCUGCCAUCAGUGCUCUACCAAACGACGGCAACCCGUAUACCAUUAAGGUUGGCGCGGGUACAUACGUUGAGCAACUCUCGAUCACCCGCAAGGGAAAAGUCACCCUCCGGGGCUUCACCGACUUCACGAACGACUACACACAGAACAAGGUCCGCAUCGAGUUUUCCCGUGGUGAACUUACCAGUGCUGGAAAGAACGAGCAGACACCCGUCGUCUUCUCCAAGCCCAGCGGCGAUUCUGGAAUGGCUCUGUACAAUAUUGACUUUGUCAACACGUACCCGCAGACUACCAACACCGCCGCACUAGCUGCAGACUUCUACGGUGCUAACAUUGCUGCGUAUGGCUGCUCGUUCGUCGGUUUCCAGGACACGCUACUUGCCAACAAGGGUACUCAAGUAUUCAGCAACUGCUACAUUGAGGGCAGUGUCGAUUUCAUCUGGGGUUUCUCUACCGCAUACUUCCACCAGUGCAUGAUUGUCAGUAACACACCUGGUGCUUACGUCGCUGCACACUCUAGGGCUACUGCGGACGCCCCUGGCGGCUACGUAUUUGAUUCGUCUGUCAUCACCUACAGUGCUACCUAUGGCAACAACUUCGGGCUGUCCUACCUCGGCAGACCCUACAGCCAGUUCUCCGUCGCUGUCUACAUGAACUCAUACAUUGACAAGCACAUUUCAGAUGCUGGCUGGGCUGUAUGGCAAACAAACAACCCUCAAACUUCUGGAGUUACGUUUGGCGAAUACAACAACACAGGUCCUGGCAGCUGGAUGGAGACGACUCAGCGUGCGAGCUUUGCGACUAAGUUGACGGCGGCUCAAGCGGCAAAGUACGAGCUCGCUGCAUGGAUCGGCGGCACAGCAUGGCUGGACAUGGAUGCGUACAAUGCGGUCCCUUCGUACAGCCUUACAGGUCCUACAGCUACCUCGCCAUCGCCUUCUCCAUCGCCCUCGGCCAACGGUACCGUACCUGGACCAACAACUACUGCCACUGUCAAUGCUCACCCUGACAGUGGCACGGUACCACCCAUGGGUGCUGUGAUUGUGUCCAAAGACGGCAGCAACAACGCUGCAUACACAAACAUCACUGCCGCACUUGCUUCGCUUCCCCAAGAUAAGACCAACCAGACCAUCUUCAUAUACCCAGGCACCUAUAACGAGCAAAUUCCGUCGGUCAACCGUCCUGGUGCCGUGAGGAUCAUUGGAUACACCACUGGCAAUCCUGGUCAAGCCUACAAAGACAAUCAGGUCACCAUCUCCUUUGCUCGUGGUCUCUCUGUAUCCCCGCUGCCUGUUGGUCACUCAAAUGCGGAGACUGCUGUAUUUGCCACAGCGUCAAGCCGUAUCAGCAUGUACAACGUCAACAUGAUCAACACGGAUAACCUCGAUGGCUCCGAGCCUUCCUAUGUCACUCUCGCAGGCUCGAUCUACGGUAACGACAUCGCCUUUUACGCUUGUUCGUUUGAUGGCUGGCAGGACACCCUUCUCAACGGCGCUACUGCUGGUUAUCAAUACUACGAGUCAUGCUACAUCGGCGGUGCUAUCGACUUCAUCUGGGGCUACUCGAAGGCGUACUUCAAGGGAUGCACUAUUGGAGCCAAGCGCAAAUCUUCGGCGAUCACAGCACAUAGCAGGAAGUCGAGCACCGAAAUAGGUGGCUACAUCUUUGACCAAUGCUUAUUCACUGCAGCUCCGAACGCAGUCGAUGACCUCACGAACAAGGUCUACCUUGGCCGCCCUUACUCCGCGUACGCGCUUGUUGUUGUCAAGAACUCCUACAUCGAUGCUACCAUUAUUCCUGCCGCAUGGAAGAUCUGGUCUGCAACCGACCCACGUACCGAUCACAUCACCUUCGCCGAGUUCAACAACUCAGGUCCUUCAAACUGGGAGCAAAACGUCGCAGCUCGUGAGUCUUUUGGCUACGCCACGCUGCUCACUUCGGAUACCUACUCCUUGUCAUCCGUGAUGGAUUCAACCGAAUGGAUUGACAUGACCUAUUUCAACUCGAUUGUCACCCCGCAGCCUUCCGUGCCCGUGAUCAUUCCUCCGGGACCCAUCAGUGUCAACGGCACCUCGGUUUUCAAUGGCACGACUCCACCCGCUGAUGCGCUUAUCGUUUCCAAGACGCCUAUUGAUGGUGUUGUUACCUACGACACUAUUCAGGGUGCUCUCAACGCGGCGCCAACCACGAGCAAGACUAAUGCUACGAUCUUCAUAUACCCUGGUGUUUAUGAGGAGCAGCUGAUCAUCGCAAAGUCUGGUCACACCAUCUUCCGCGGAUACUCCGAUGCGACCGAUGACUACUCCAAGAACCAGGUUACGAUUCAGUUUAGCCGCGGUAUCUCUACACAAGGUACUGGCGGUAGCAACACUGACGGAGCGACCGUCUACGCCAAGGGCAACUACUUCCAUGGUUUCAACAUCAACUUCCGUAACAACAACGGCACGCAACAGGACAUCGCCUCGCUGGGCUUUGCUGUCCAAAGCAGCAAGUUUGCCGCGCUUUAUGGAUGCCAGAUCUAUGGUAACCAAGACACUCUCAGCGUCUCAGGCAACCUCUUCACCUUCAAGACGUACAUUGAGGGUAAUGUCGACUUCAUUUAUGGUUCUGGAUCCGCCUACUUCCUGGACUCAACCAUCGCCUCCAACGAGGACGGUAUCAGCAUCACGGCCCACAAGCGUACCACCAACACGACUGCUGCUGGUUUUGUGUUCGAUCAAUCGAAGAUUGUACCGGCUCCCGGGUCUGGAUCUUUCAGCAGCGUCAGCCUUGGUCGCCCGUGGAACAGCUUUUCGCGCGUUGCUUACGUCGCCUGCUACUUUGACGCCAUGAUCAGCCCUGCUGGAUGGUCGCAGUGGAGCAAGAGCAGCCCUCAGACAGACGGUGUGACGUACGGUGAGUACCAUAACAGUGGUCCAGGUUCUGGCAUUUGCAAGCGUGCUCCGUUCUCGCAGCAGCUUUCAGAUACCGAUGUCGCUCAGUUCCAGCUUGCUUCUUUCUUCGCUUCGACUUCGUUCAUUGACUUCCGAUACGUCGAUACCCAGCCUUUCACAGUCGGAAUAGGCUCGCCACAAGUUUGCAGCACUGCUUCUUCGUCUCUCGUCUCGUCUUCCACCGUGUCCUCCAGUGCCUCGCUGUCUACUAUCAGCCUUACUUCUUCGAGCAGCCUACCGGUUGUCACCGCUUACACCACGACUACAGUGAUCGCCAAACUCACUGCAAGCGCGGUUGUUACCGCCUCUGAGGUAACUUCGACUACUGUCGUAAAGAGCACAGAAACCCUUUCAAUCAGUGCUAUCGAUAUGCUUAAGACCAGCACAUUGAAGGUGACUGCCACCACUUCUAUCGUGUCUCCUGACGUUACCUCUACUUCCACAUCAGUAGUGACCGAGAAUGUUGGCCUCACAGUCACCCCGGAGCCUGUCACGAAGACCAGCCUCGUCAAGGGUACAGUGACCGAAGCUGGAGUAACGACCAAGGGAGCCACAACUUCAACAGUCAAGGGUACCACGACUGUCACUGUCCUGUACACAUCCUCGCCCAAGCCGACGUCAGUCACUAUCAGCGAAGGAUCCACGGUCUUUAUCACAAGCUCCAAGACCCAGAAGGCGGCUUCCACGACCAUCAAAACUACCGUCUCUAUCGUGCCGAGCACUACCAAGACAACUACUGUGCGGCCCAAGAGCUCAGUUACUGUUAGCAGCACCUCCAUCAAGACAACUACCAAGAAGUCGACUACCACUCUGUCUUGCAUUCCUACUGGCAGCGCUCAAAACUUGGUCCGCCGAGGUGCCGUUAUCCCUCGCGCCGUAGCUAGUACCACUACGCUCACCAUUAGCACUACUGUGAGCAGCUACGUAGCUACGGCUACUGCAACUCAAGCAGGCUCAACCGCCUUGGUCACCGUAUCUUCCAUCGCCACUAAGACGACCUCUCUGAAGGCCAGCACCAGCACAAUCACGGUUACAUCCGUGGUGAAGACAUCGACGAUUGCGCAAGCAGGUUCAACCUACUACACAACCGUCCUGUCAACCGAAAAGGUCGGCAAGACCACAACCCUUAAGGCUUCCACCAACACCCUCUACUCCACUGAGCUCGUCACGAAGACCGUUCUUUCUACUGUAACCGCGCCAGCAGUCACCGUCAGCUCCCUUAAGACUGCUUCGAAGACCUCGACCAUCCUCGCGGCGCAAGAAACAGUAUACGUUACCAAGUCGAGUGAUGUGACUUCCAGGACCACAACCACACUUCCAGUUUCCACGAGCACGAAGUUCGAGACGGUCACAUUGGGUGGAGGUGUGAAGACGGAAACUCUAACUGGGGCGCCCAAGACGAAGACGGUUGUUGUGAAGAGCACCGCGACAGUUCUUAGUUGGGCAACGAAGACGGCGAAGGGUGCAGCGGCUUGCACGGCUUCGUAG
Messenger RNA from Alternaria atra, 5763 nucleotides. RefSeq lists its product as uncharacterized. Lineage: Eukaryota; Fungi; Ascomycota; Dothideomycetes; Pleosporales; Pleosporaceae. Gene Ontology annotation, molecular function: pectinesterase activity. Gene Ontology annotation, biological process: cell wall modification. The coding region runs from base 1 to 5763 and encodes 1920 amino acids. The transcript has a single exon. The record is from RefSeq and is a predicted model, not a curated record.